AUGCUGGACGGCGUCGUCAGUGCCAAAAGAGAGUAUCAGAAGGUUGCUUUGGAUGAGGAAGCCGCCCAGAGCUCCCAAGAUGAACCUAGAAUUGCGCGUCGUACCGUCUGGCACUACAUCUGCAUUUUCGUUCUUGCUCUGGGAUGGGCUGCAACGGCGGUUCACGACUACCGCACGCAAGCAAUAGAACAUGAAGAAAACGAAAGCACAUUGUUGCAUGUCUACUCCCACACGCCCAUCCCGAGAGAGGUCUUCAAUCCGGUGAAGAAGGUCUUCGACAAGGACCCGCGCUACAUGGGCGACGGGCCUGAGGUGAACCACUACUGGGACAAGCUUGUUGCAGGCCACGACGCUGUCUGGAUUGAGAACCCGCAACAAUGGAGCCUGCCGGAGGGCAUCGUUGCGCCAUACGACCACCCAAACACGCCCAGCCCCAAGCCCACCGACUUCUACGUCAUUUCAAUCUUGCAUCAGCUGCAUUGUUUGAACAUGAUCCGCUUCCAGUACUACCAGGAGAAGAAGCGGGUCGACACGUCGGCGGACCCGGACGCGUUCAAGUGGAAGGUGCACGUGGAACACUGCUUCGAGUACCUGCGGCAGGGCAUCUCAUGCGGCGGCGACCUGAUCAUCGAGGGCAGCAGCCCGAUCAACGUCGGCAAGGGCCACGCGACGUCGGUGACGGGCUGGGGCGUCGAGCACGACUGCAUCGACUUCGACCGCCUGCGCCAGUUCCAGAUCGAGCAGGAGGCAAAGUACAACGAGACAUGGCAGCAGCACAAGUAG
Lasiodiplodia theobromae is the source of this 783-nucleotide messenger RNA. RefSeq lists its product as uncharacterized. Bases 1 to 783 code for a protein of 260 amino acids. Gene Ontology annotation, biological process: mycotoxin biosynthetic process. The record is from RefSeq and is a predicted model, not a curated record. The transcript has 3 exons. Lineage: Eukaryota; Fungi; Ascomycota; Dothideomycetes; Botryosphaeriales; Botryosphaeriaceae.